Molecule: messenger RNA, 1128 nt
Organism: Ixodes scapularis (black-legged tick)
Lineage: Eukaryota; Metazoa; Arthropoda; Arachnida; Ixodida; Ixodidae
Exons: 3
Coding region: 49-816 (255 amino acids)
Biological process (GO): regulation of transcription by RNA polymerase II
Cellular component (GO): nucleus; transcription regulator complex
Source: RefSeq, a predicted model, not a curated record
CAUAGUUAGUUUGGCAACAGUGAAACUUUCCUGGUUUGCGCGGGAAAGAUGGCUGGCGAACCGUACUCCGAUUUUGCUGUCCCUGGCCCUUCGUACGGCUCAAAAUUAAGCGAUGAAGCAAGCAUGUUUUUCAUUUCGCUUGUGGAGCAUUUCCCAGCGCUUUGGGACAUGACGAUGAGCGAGUACGCCAACAACGCUUUGAAAGGCGCGUUGUGGCGACAAAUCGCCGACGAGAUGGAGGACCGCUACCCUGAAUGCGGCCCGUACGUCCCCGAUACGCUGAAGACAUUCUUCAAUAACAAAAGGAGGACCUACCGUGCAGAGAAAAAAAAAAAACUGGAGUCAUCGAAAAGCGGCCAAGCUUCCAGCGAUUCCUACAAGGGCAAAUGGAAGUUCUUCCAUUGUCUGAACUUCCUAGAUGCUGCCAAGCCGACAGGGACAAGGACCUUCAGCGAGGCCUUUGAGGUGGCAGAGCCAGAGGCGCAAAACGCUGAGCAAAGUGCGGACCAGGAUGCCGACCCGGACGCCAACAUCGAGUAUGCGCCACAGCCGUCCCCUGCCUCUGUGAGUACGGCCAGCAGUAGUAGCGUGUCAAGGAAAGCUCGAAGCUCGCAGCCCUCGGCUAACGAUUGGGCUGCGAGAACAGCUGCCCUUGAAAAAAUAGCAGUUGCUGUACAACAGCCUUCCGACGCAGAUGACGCCUCUGCACAUUUUGCGAAGGCUGCUGCAGCACUCAUGCGACCAAUGAACCCAUUAAAGUUGGUUCGCUGCCAGGCUGAAAUACUCAGUGUCAUAGAAAAACAUCUGACCGAAUAAAAGUUGAAGUUAACUGUUUACUUGCUUCUUUUUGUCUGCACUCCUUUCUUCGGUCUGCGUGUGCAGUGUUUGUCUAACUCAACGUAGGCGGCCUCUCGCUGCCAUGACACAGCACCCCUGCCAUUGAAAAAACUACACAUGUCCUCUCUCACUGCAGCGCCAAAUGUGCUAGCACGUCCACGCGAUGCUGGGAAGCUGAAAAACGUUGGGCGACCUCGGCGUUCGUUCUCUGCAUCUGCCCUUGAUGCUUGUUGGGGCAGCACGUCGUUGCUGAGAAAGUUGUGCAGGACACAUGCAGCAUUGACGAUGGCA